Strongylocentrotus purpuratus (purple sea urchin) is the source of this 1445-nucleotide messenger RNA. RefSeq lists its product as uncharacterized. NCBI's taxonomy places the organism in Eukaryota, Metazoa, Echinodermata, Echinoidea, Camarodonta, Strongylocentrotidae. The transcript has 5 exons. The record is from RefSeq and is a predicted model, not a curated record. Bases 74 to 1168 code for a protein of 364 amino acids.
CCGAAUCUGAAAACAAAUCAUACAGCUCUAGAGAAGUGAAGCUAUUGCCUUGGAAGCUGAAUCAAAUUGAAGUAUGGCUGAAGCAGGAGAGAAAGAGACUCAUGAUCAGUUUGAGAAGAGAUUCAGCACCCUAGUAAUCCAUGGGUUUGUCUCCCUUUCAACGUCUCUAGGAAUUCAAUCGGGUCUCUUUGAUGCUCUUAUAAAGCUGAAGGAUGAGGAGAGGACUGUCAAGGAAAUUGCUGAUACAGCCGGGCUGAAGGAAAGGUAUGUGAAAGAAUGGCUUGGAGUGAUGGUUGCAGCUGACAUCGUCGACAUCAACCCCGAGACAGAAAAAUACAGUCUCCCCCCUCAUCGUAUAACGUUCUUCCAGUCUGGUAGUAGUGAUAGUAAUUUAGCAGUCACACUCACAGACUUAACCAUGUAUGGUGCAGUCUACAAAAAGCUGUUAGAUUGUCUCAAGAAAGAUGGCCCACAAGGACUGUCAUACUCAGAAUACACAGAUUUUCAUACCGUGAUGUCUAAUCAUAGCAGUAUAUGGGUUCUGCAACAUCUGGUCCAAGAUUUUAUACCGUCCAUGCCUCAAAUAGAAGAACGAAUGAAGUCUGGUAUCAGAAUAUUGGAUCUGGGUUGCGGGAGAGGAUUGGCCUCACUUGCUUUUGCAGAGAGCUAUCCAAACAGCACCGUUGUAGGACUGGAUAUCUCACAAGAGGCAAUAAACUAUGGAAAAGAACGGGCCAAGGAAAAAGGCCUUACCAACGUAGAGUUUAUCCGUGAGGAUGCAGCAUGCAUACCUGAUGAUUGGAACAAUACGAUUGAUUACAUCUACACAUUUAAUGUCAUCCAUGAUCUUGCGCAUGCUGACAAGGUUUUGUUGGCCUUGAACCGUAUCCUCAAACCAGAUGGUGUCUUUUCCAUGAUAGAUAUAGACUGCAAGACCAAGCAUUCAGAGAAUGCUUCAAAUGAGUAUUGUUCUAUGUUGUAUACCAUGAGUCUAUUCCAUUGUCUGGCUAUAUCUCUGUUCUUUGAGGGCAGUGUGGGGUUAGGAACAUGUUGGGGGCGAGAGAAAGCCACAGAGUUUCUCAAGGAUGCAGGGUUUCAAGUGGAUUCAAUCACGAAACCCGUUGGCAGUAGCCAAGCACAUUACAUGUGUACGAAAAUAUUGAAGUGAUGGCUGAGAUAAAGAAAUAUAAUUUUCUGCCAUAUAAAUGAUAACAAAUUUUUAAUUUUAAUUAUUAGCAUUAUUAUCAUAAUUAUUAUUAUCAUCAUUAUUAUUAUUUUUGUUAUUACAAUUACGAUUGAUAUCAUUAGUAUUAUCAGGACUCCAUAUUUGUUUGGUUCCUGUAGACUAGAGCUGUGUUACAAUGCUACUCAUAUAUAUCAUGCAAUACUAACACUUUUUAUUCUACAAAACUUGUUAGCAAUCAUUAGUAGGAUAGUCAGAUAUA